CAUCAGUUCACUUCAGAGCAAUCGGCUUGUGCACAUUGCGAUUUUAGAGCCUUCAGCGUAAACUUCUCUUGUGGCUUCUCGAGCUUUCCAAAAAUUAUACGACGAGUCAACGCCGUCAAUAAUCAGAGCAUUUUUUCACGAGAUUCUUGUUUUUUUUUUGGUUUUUUGUGGCAAAUUUUGAAAUUGCACACAAGUUAUGGAUCAGGUAAAUGCUUUGAAGGGUAAGGGAAACAAAGCCUUGCAAGAAGAAAAAUUUGACGAUGCAAUUAAGUUUUACACACAAGCCAUAGAAUUGGAUGGCAGUAAUCAUGUACUAUACAGCAAUCGCUCGGCAGCUUACGCUAAAGCUGGUAAAUAUUCUCAAGCUCUGGAAGACGCUGAGAAAACAGUGAGCUUGAAACCUGAUUGGGCUAAAGGAUACUCUAGAAAAGGAAGCGCUCUGGCUUAUCUGGGCAGGACAGAAGAUGCUAUCGAAGCUUACCAGAAUGGUCUCGUGUUGGACCCUACCAAUGAACAACUGAAGAAAGGUUUGGAAGAAGUUAAAGCUCAGCGAGGCUCCCGUGCUUUUCCAAAUCCUUUUAGUGGUCCCGAUAUUUUUAUCAAAUUAAGAAACGAUUCAAGAACCAAAGAUUGGCUGAAUGAUCCCGAAUACUUGAAGCUUCUGCAGGAAUUACAGCUCAAUCCCAAGGCUUUAGGUUCAAAACUUCAGGACCCAAGAGUUCUCACAACACUUAGUGUAUUGUUGGGUCUGAGCGAUGGUUUGGAUGAGGGGAUGGACGUCGACCCACCCAAGUACGAGGAAAAAUCUCCGAAAAAGGCAGAAGAACCAAAACCAAAGCCAAAGGAAGAAGAAAAUUUGACACCAGAAAAGAGGCAAGCCAUAGAAGAAAAAAAUCUAGGAAACACUGCUUACAAGAAAAAGAACUUUGAAGAAGCUCUAAAGCACUACCGUAAAGCCAUCGAACUAGAUCCAACUGAUAUAACGUAUCUCUUGAAUGGAGCUGCUGUGUAUUUUGAGCAGAAAGAAUAUAAAAAAUGCAUAGAGCAGUGUGAAAAAGCCAUUGAAAUCGGACGCGAAAACAGGGCCGACUUCAAAUUGAUUGCCAAAGCUUUUACGCGAAUCGGCAAUUCCCACAAAAAAAUGAACAAUUGGAAACAAGCCAAGAUUUUCUAUGAAAAAUCCUUAUCCGAGCACAGAACACCAGAGAUCAAAACAUUGCUUUCCGAAGUCGAGAAAAAAAUCAAAGAAGAAGAGAAGAAAGCAUACAUUGAUCCUGUCAAAGCCGAGGAGGAAAAGGAAUUGGGCAACCAAAAGUUCAAGGAUGGCGACUAUGCAGCAGCAGUUAAACACUACAGUGAGGCCAUUUUGAGAAAUCCAGAUGAUCCAAAAUACUACAGCAACAGAGCGGCUUGCUACACAAAGUUAGCGGCAUUCGAUUUGGGUUUAAAGGACUGCGAAAAGUGCGUCGAAUUAGACCCAAAGUUCAUCAAAGGUUGGAUUAGGAAAGGAAAGAUUCUUCAGGGUAUGCAGCAGCAGGGCAAAGCGCUGUCUGCAUACCAGAAAGCCCUGGAUUUGGAUCCAACGAACGCCGAGGCCCUCGAAGGUUACAGAUCGUGCUCGGUUGCCGUUAGUUCUAACCCCGAGGAAGUACGGAAACGAGCUAUGGCUGAUCCGGAGGUGCAAAGCAUUUUGAGAGAUCCCGCGAUGCGACUGAUCUUGGAACAGAUGCAAAAUGACCCUAAAGCGUUACAAGACCACCUGAAGAAUCCUGACAUAGCAGCAAAGCUUCAGAAACUUUUGGAAUCAGGACUAGUGGCCAUUCAUUGAUCAAAUGUACAAUAACGAAGAUCUUUUUAUAUACAUGCAUAGUUAGACCGAGAAAGCUUAUACCGUUAAGUUCCUUUCGCGCAAAAAUCAACUUGAAGCAUCAUCAAUUUCACUGUUGCUGUCGUCGUUGGGUAUCAACUUUUUACAGAAUGAGGUAUUUUUACACGUUUUGUCAUUGGUCACCACAGGUGUACCUGGCUAUUUGAAGUUAUAAUGCUAAGGACAAAUAUAAAAAU
Phymastichus coffea is the source of this 2064-nucleotide messenger RNA. It is a transcript of the gene Stip1, whose product is annotated as stress-induced-phosphoprotein 1. The transcript is spliced from 4 exons. NCBI's taxonomy places the organism in Eukaryota, Metazoa, Arthropoda, Insecta, Hymenoptera, Eulophidae. Bases 197 to 1828 code for a protein of 543 amino acids. Gene Ontology annotation, molecular function: Hsp90 protein binding. The record is from RefSeq and is a predicted model, not a curated record.